Haliotis rubra (blacklip abalone) is the source of this 497-nucleotide messenger RNA. Its product is annotated as pro-neuropeptide Y-like. The record is from RefSeq and is a predicted model, not a curated record. Gene Ontology annotation, cellular component: extracellular region. The transcript is spliced from 3 exons. Lineage: Eukaryota; Metazoa; Mollusca; Gastropoda; Lepetellida; Haliotidae. Gene Ontology annotation, molecular function: hormone activity. Bases 1 to 246 code for a protein of 81 amino acids.
AUGCAAAAACUCGUCAUAGCUGUGCUUUUAGUGUUUUCAUUGGUUGUAAUGGAUGUCACGUGUCAGGACGCCAUGCUGGCUCCUCCCGACAGGCCAUCUGAGUUCCGGUCACCUGACCAGCUCCGCCAGUACUUGAAGGCUCUCAAUGAGUAUUAUGCAAUCGUUGGCCGCCCAAGGUUUGGUAGAAGUGUGAACAAGAGAUCAGUCAACGAUGCAGUUUUCGGAGAGGCUACAAAAACAGAGUAGACAAUGGUGACUACAAGACACAGAGGACUGGAAAUUAGGCUUCUAACCUUCAUCAGCAUCAAGCACUGAUCACGUCAACAUCUCAUUGGUUAGAGACUACUGCGUCUCAUGACGACGGAGCCCAUUGCGUCAUCGUGACGACAGAGGUUGACGAAGGGUGUCAUAACUCUUUCUCCAUGACGACGUGAAACAAGACACCUCCGUUGAAGCAUACGGUGUGCGUGUUUUUCAUUUUGUUGAAACAAUGGUCA